Molecule: messenger RNA, 1544 nt
Organism: Sus scrofa (pig)
Lineage: Eukaryota; Metazoa; Chordata; Mammalia; Artiodactyla; Suidae
Gene: SERPINB9
Product: serpin family B member 9
Biological process (GO): negative regulation of endopeptidase activity
Cellular component (GO): cytoplasm
Molecular function (GO): serine-type endopeptidase inhibitor activity
Source: RefSeq, marked provisional
AGUGGGACCUGCUGCGGCCGGAUCUGCGCCUGGGCUCGGCGGAGCUGCGGCGGCAGAGCCAGCGUGAUGGACGCUCUCUCUGAAGCAAACGGCACCUUCGCCCUCCGCCUUUUAAAGAUACUGUGCCAAGAUGACCCGUCACACAACGUGUUUUAUUCUCCUGUGAGCAUCUCCUCUGCCCUGGCCAUGGUCCUCCUGGGGGCAAAAGGAGACACCGCUGCCCAGCUGGCCCAGGUGCUUUCUUUAAACACAGAGAAAGACAUUCACCAGGAUUUCCAGGCACUUCUUGCCGAGCUGAACAAACCCAGCACUCGGUACUUGCUCAGAACGGCCAACAAGCUCUUUGGGGAGAAGUCUCGUGAAUUUCUCUCUACCUUCAAGGAAUCCUGUCUUCGGUUCUACGAUGCGGAGCUGGAGCAGCUCUCCUUCGCCAGCGCUGCAGAGGCAUCCAGAAAGCAGAUAAACGCUUGGGUCUCUAAAAAGACAGAAGGUAAAAUUCCAGAGGUGCUGCCAUGGAACUCAAUUGAUGAGCAGACCAGGCUGGUUCUUGUCAAUGCCGUCUACUUCAAAGGAAGGUGGGACCAGCAAUUUGACAAAAAGUACACGAGGGAGAUGCCUUUUAGGGUAAACCAGAAGGAGCAGAGGCCGGUGCAGAUGAUGUUUCAGGAGGCAACGUUCAGACUCGGGCGCGUGGAGGAGGUGCCGGCCCAGGUCCUGGAGCUGCCCUACGAGGACCGGGAGCUGAGCAUGGUCGUCCUGCUCCCCGACGACCACGUGGCUCUGAGCGAGGUGGAGAGACAGCUCACCUUUGAGAAACUCCUGGCCUGGACGAAGCCGGAACGCAUGCAGAGCCUCGACGUGGAAGUUUUCCUCCCGAGGUUUAAGCUGGACGCGAGUUACGACCUGGAGUUGCUGCUCGGGCAUUUGGGGGUGGUGGACGCCUUCCAGCAGGGCAAGGCCGACUUCUCGGCCAUGGCCCCCGAGCGGGACCUGAGCCUGUCCACCUUCGUGCACAAGAGUGUGGUGGAGGUGAACGAGGAAGGCUCGGAGGCGGCGGCGGCCUCGGCCCUGGUGCUGAUGGAGUGCUGCAUGGAGUCCGGGCCCAGGUUCUGCGCCGACCACCCCUUCCUCUUCUUCAUCAGGCACAACAAGGCCAAGAGCAUCCUCUUCUGUGGCAGGUUUUCCUCCCCGUGAGCGGUGCACCCGCCUCGCGCGGGAGCCUGUCCCCUUCUGCGGCCCUGAGUCCCCCCACCAAGCCCCAAGGGUGGCCAGGCAGACGCCCACCCGCUCCACGCGCCUUCCCCAGGCGGACCACUCAUCCACGCCCCUCAGUCCAGACCGCAGGCCUGCAGGCUCUAAGGAUGCCCUGGGGCAUUUAAGACGCAGCCCGGAUCCCACAGGACGGCGGGCAGCGUGUCCCCACAUGACCCCAGACUUCCUCGCUGCCCUUGUCCGCGCUCACUGACAUCUCAACUCUGGUCACACCCGUGCCUCAGCCUCUUGCGAUAGUAAAUAGAUGCCACUAGCCGUCGCUACUGUUUUAU